GGAGGAAACUAAUAAUCUCGUUACAAUGGGCUUACACGUUUUCUGGCCGGCGACUGCUUGCCUGACGCUGUUCGUGGUUUGCGUAAUAAUUCUGAUGCUGAAGUACGGCGGGCGCGUUUGCAAGUUGCGACACGAGCCCCUACGAUCCGACCAAGAAUGGGAGGGCAAAGCCUACACCCGGAAGCUGUCCGUCUCCGUGGAGUGAGAGCCAUGGACCGGCCACGAACUAUCCCGAGAAGAAGAUGCACCUAGUUCGUACAACGUGUCUUAUCGAAAACAGAAUAGCGCACGACCGGCAAAAAAACUGCCGAUGCAGCUCUCACACGCAAGAGAUCUUCCAAAAUUUUUACAAUUUUUACAACCUUAAUCUUUCUCUGGGACACACACACACACACACGUGCAAGAAUAUACUCAUGUUUCGUAUACAUUGUAUAGACACAGUAUUAGUCAUGUAAGAUAAAUAAGAUCUGACAUUCCGUCCAUUCAUAUAUUUGUAUUAUGUUUUAUGUUAACACAAAAAAAACGUAUAUAUAUACGUAUAAACACAAUUUCUUCGGAAAUCAGUGUAAUAAUAAUUGUUCGAAAAAUGUUAACGAAAUCAAAACUAAUCGUUUGCGAGAUACUUUUGAAGAGAAAUCUCUUUAUAUAUCCGUCCAUUGUAUGUAUCUCGUUUUUAUAUAUUAUAUUGUCUAAUAUAUAUAUAUAUAUUGUUCGAAAAUAUAUUCGUGAGCGAUAAACAGAGCACUUUUAUAACUUUUGUACCGAUACGUUUUUUUCAAAUAAAGAUCAAGUGUUAUGAUAAAUAGAAAGGAUCAUCUUCCGUCUUCGAAUAAUUUUAGUGAAAUUUGCCGAUUCCGAGACAACGAAUAAUAAAGUUACCAAACGAAGUAUCACACUUAUGUUACGUAUGUGUGUAUGUAUAUAUAUAUAUAUAUAUAUAAUAUUUUACUUUUAUUGACAACAUUGGAUUUUUGUUACAUGUGUAAUGUGGUUACACAAUUACUUCAAUAAGUAAGUAGAUGCAUUAUACAAUUCUUUAAUAGUAGUUCGUAAAGAAAA
Molecule: messenger RNA, 1059 nt
Organism: Dinoponera quadriceps
Lineage: Eukaryota; Metazoa; Arthropoda; Insecta; Hymenoptera; Formicidae
Gene: wrm2
Exons: 1
Coding region: 26-205 (59 amino acids)
Source: RefSeq, a predicted model, not a curated record